Messenger RNA from Drosophila rhopaloa, 3299 nucleotides. RefSeq lists its product as uncharacterized. The transcript is spliced from 7 exons. The record is from RefSeq and is a predicted model, not a curated record. The coding region runs from base 369 to 2681 and encodes 770 amino acids. NCBI's taxonomy places the organism in Eukaryota, Metazoa, Arthropoda, Insecta, Diptera, Drosophilidae.
AAGCAUUCAGUGUCAAGGUGCUCGAACUGGCGGUCGCUAGCGCUCCAGUGAUAGAAGCUAACGAACUUGAUCCGAUUCGAUCUUGCCCAGCAUCUGGUAUUCCUCGAAGAGCUUCGCAUAAGAACGUUUAGCAAAAUCACCGAAGAGGCAGUUUGGCGCUCCACUUUCGACAGUGAGGACGUCGCUCGAGCGGUUCGCGUUGUUUCGGUCCAUCAAACUAUAAAAGUCAAAUUCUUGAAACAAAUCAAUUGAGUGUUUUGUGCGUGUCCUGCUAUCUUAAGUGAAGUUUUGAAACGGUCAUAUCUAUAUAUACACAUUCUCGAGUGCUAAAGAACACAGAACAGAGAACACAGAACACAGAGUCUAAAAUGCAACUGCGGUCAAUGACAACGAAGCGAGCAGUCAGCAUGAUGGCGCUGCUGAGCUUAAUGCUACUUUUGGUGGACAGCUCGGUGGCAGCACGCAAGUUGCCCAAGCGGCCGGCGGUGAAACCGUUGAAGACAUUUCCGCGCAACAAUGCCACACCGAUUCCGGCAACGGGAGCGGGAUCGGGGGCGGGAACUGCGGCGCCGAACGGAAGCGAGCUACCAAAACCGUUCGGCGUUGAGCCAGCGGAAGCGAUUGUCGCAUCGCCACCUGGUUCUGCAGAUUCCUCUGCUUCUGUCCCUGCACCAACUGCUGUAUCACCUGCUGCUGCUGCUGUAGAGACUAAGGCCGAUGAUCUGGGCCCCACUCCCAUGGCAACACCUUCGGUGGGUUCCUCGGUGGACGAGGAUUGCGAACCGGAUAUGAUUGGCUUCGAGCUCAUAACAGGGUACGUGCUAUCGGCGCCAUCGAAGCAAUUGGAAACGCUGCCCGGCACCCUCAUGCUGACCGACUGCCUGGAGGCCUGCCAGGCCAAUGAAUCUUGCAGUGCGGUUAAUUACGAGACGGGCCUCUGUGUCAUGUUCCGCAGCACAGCCGAUCAGUUGCCAGGUUCACUUUCCCGCUCCCAGUACCCCGUGUUCACCGUUUACGCGCAGAAAUCCUGUUUCGGAGUGCGUCCCUGCUCGAAGGCCUGGUGCAUCGAUCGCGUCCAGGGCUACCGACUGCCGGAGCGGGCCAAGGCCAGCCAAAGUGUGGCCACGCGGCGCGACUGCAUCGAACUGUGUCUGGGCGAGACGGAGUUCACCUGCCGAUCGGCCAACUACUAUGCGCACUCUGGCCUGUGCGAGCUCUCGGACAUGGAUCGCAUUACGCUGUCGGACGAGGCAAACAUUGCGGCCUACGAUGGCGCCGACUAUCUGGAGAACAACUGCGCGGAGGAGCCGAGCAAGCUGUGCGAGUUCAAGCGCGUAGCGGGUCGUAUUCUGAAGACGGUGGACUCUGUGCACCAGAAUGUUCAGACUCUGGACGAGUGCCGUGACCUCUGCUUGACGGCCCCGUUCCGGUGUCACUCGUAUGACUACAACGAAACCGGGGAGUUGGUCUGCCGACUGUCCCACCACAGCCGCGCCACAUUGACGGACCUCUCGGAGCCCUACCUCUCCAUCGAGGAAGCGGCCACCUACGAACAGUCCGCCUGCUACAACGUAUCGAUCGACUGUCGCUCUGGGGAGAUGGUUACCAAGAUCCGCACCUCCAAGCUCUUCGAUGGCAAGGUGUACGCCAAGGGAGCACCCAAAUCCUGCGCUGUGAAUGUGAACAACUCACUGGAGUUCGACCUUAAGAUGAGGUACAAUGAUCUGGAGUGCAAUGUGCGACAGAGUGCGUAUGGCAGGUACAUGAACGACAUUGUGAUCCAGCACCACGACAUGAUCGUCACAUCUUCCGAUCUUGGGCUGGCUGUAUCCUGCCAGUACGACUUGACCAACAAGACGGUGGUUAACAAUGUGGAUCUGGGAGUCACUGGAGAGAUUGAGUCCACUCUCAGCGAGGAAAUCAUCGUCGAUUCGCCGAAUGUGAUCAUGAAGAUCACCGCACGUGAUGGCAGCGACAUGAAGAGGAUUGCCGAGGUUGGAGAUCCACUGGCUCUCCGCUUCGAAAUCGUCGACGCCAACAGCCCGUACGAGAUCUUUGUGAGGGAACUGGUGGCCAUGGACGGGACGGACAGCGCCGAAAUCACACUGAUCGACGCCAACGGCUGUCCCACGGACCAGUACAUAAUGAGUGCCAUGCAAAAGCUGGCCGGCAAUCGCAAGGUGCUGCUCUCACAGUUCGACGCCUUCAAGUUCCCCUCCUCGGAGCUGGUGCAGUUCCGCGCCCUGGUCACGCCCUGCAUACCGCGCUGCGAACCGGUUAUCUGCGACAACGAUGAGAACGGCGAGCUCAAGUCACUGCUGUCCUACGGUCGUCGCAAGCGAUCGGUGCUCAACGGCACUGAUGGCGUUGAGCUGGCCAUUAAGUCGGAACGCCAAAAACGUGAUGUGAGUCAUCAGGCGGCCGGCGAUGAGAACAUUCUGCUGGUGCAAUCGAUACAAAUCACCGAUAAGUUCGCCUUCAAUGGCGCCGAUUCUUCGGGAGGCUCGGAAACCGGUGGUCUGGAUGGCCUGGCCAAAUUGCAACUGGAUCUGGGCACUAAAACGGACACUUGCAUAAAUGGCUAUGGCUUCAUAAUUGCCGGUGCUCUGUUCCUGCUGCUCCAGCUUACAGUCAUUGCUGUCUGGGACAAUAUGCAGAAGCGAGCGUUACACAAGCGGUAAGAACGUCAACGACAGUGAAUGGCCUCUUAACAAGCCAAGAAGUACGAGAUACAGAUGGAAAAGGAGAUGGAAAUCGAGCUGCGGGUGGAGAGGCAGAAACUAGCAUGAAAUUCUACUUAGCUCAAAACUUAGCACUGCUCAUAAUCUAGUUAGUAGAUGUACGAUCCAGAGAUGGAGAAUGGACGCCCUUCCCCGGACUUUCCGCCAUUGAGCUGGACUCCUCUGUGAAGGGUUUCCCUUAGGGACGAACGAACCGUAGCUUAAUAUUUAUUCCUAUACCUAACUAUAUGUAUGCGCGUUUAGGCGCCCCCUCUAUAAGACUUACCGCUAAGACUACUCUGAAUACGUCGACAUACUAUCAGCUUAAGACUCGGAACUCGGAAAGUAAAGCUACUUAGAUAUAGUGCGAACCAUUCAAACCUCUGAAGAGAGCUCUGAACUGACAAGCAUUGCUCGUUUGAGAGGUUUGACUGUCUACUAAUACUUAAAUACUAAAACUUAACUUAACUUAACUUAAUGCUUAUAUAUGCUAGGCCCAAUCGAACACACCACACAAAAAUGUAACAAGAGACAAAACUUCAGAUGCUAUAAAAGGUAAAUAAACGUAUUAGAAAGAAA